AAAGGAGGCCGGCGGCGGCCCCCGCUCCGUCCUGCCGGCAGGAGGAGGAGGAGGAGGUAGAAAAGGAGGCAGGUUUCCACCCUGGGACUGUCUUCUAGGGUAAACUAUCACCAAUGGAAGUAACAUUUGUUUUUCCAGCAUUCUGGGUUGGCUGGAUUAACUGGCUGUCAUUCAGAGGGAACUUGGCAGAUCUAUUUUGCUUUCGUUGAACCUCUCUACUGCAUGUCGUGAAGAUUUCCUGGGUCCAGACGCUGCACUAAAGACAACUGAGCAACACAAAAAUGUGACUUUGACAAGAGACUCCAAGCUUUCUGACACGGAAUUUUUUACUGAUCGGUUUAUAAUUUAAACCUAUAACUGAAGCAUGCCUAAUAAUUAGUUAACCUGUUAGGGGGAAGAGGCUUUCUCUGUAUUUGGGACUGCCAGAAAAAGCAGUCACUUGAAGUUUCAAAAUGAGUGCUCCAUUAAUCCCAAACAAGUCAUGUUAUGCCCAGCUUCAGGACAACCACAGCGAAAUAAAAAAUAAUAAUGAAAGCACAGUGACUAUGGGGGAUACGAAUGCCAACCAAAUAGUGACAAAAGUUAGAACCACGGAAGGGGAUAUCAAGAAACGUGAUUUGACAGAUGAGAGUGGGAAUAUACACCCUGGAGGAUUAGAGAAAGUUACUCACCUGAAUACGGAGCAGAAUAAACUGGCCUUCAGAGACCCUCGGACCUGUAACAGCAGUGUACAGGAAAGUAAACUGCCCUCAACCACAAGCAGGGAAAUAGGGAAAGACUCUAGGACCAGCGAAGCUAAGGAUAUAUCAAGGCAUAUCAGGAUUAGCCGAGGACAAAGUCUGUCCAAUUUAAAAAGCAGCACAAAUGAUGCUAACCUGGAGGUUGUUUCAAAAGGUGAUGUUGGCCUCACCCAAAACCUUUCUAAGGGUAAAAUGUCCAGGACUGUGGAGAUGGAGAGAAUAAAAAGGCUUUCUCUGGGCAGACCGAGUAAAUUGUCUCCUCAAUCUGAAACAUUUGCAAAAGAAUGUGUUGGCCGUGUGUCGUGUAAACGUCUGCUUUCUGCAUCAUUGGAUUCCAUUGACAGGUCACACCAUUUGAUUGGAAAUACAGAGAAAUCACAAAAAACAUCCACAGAUCAUUUUCUCGGGAUGGUGUUUCAUCCACUUGACAAUACCUCAGAGGAAAAUAUUGUGUUUUAUUCCAAACCAUCUACCUCAGGGAACAAGAAAAUAAGUAAACCAGAAAAUGUACCAAAUGUUAACACUGAAAGCACACUGCAUACUUCUCAUACCAAUCAUCAUUCAUCUACUAAGCCCAACGAGACUGCUAGUAAAUCAGAAGCACAAUUAGGUCAGGGUGAUAAAAGUAAGAAAACGGACCUUAAGACUGCACCAUCUCUACAAUCUAAAAACACGUGCCAACAAAAGAUUGAGAGAAUUACGCUGGUAGAGUUACUGGAGUGUCAAAAAGACAAAAGCACAAUAGUGCAAGAAGAGAAAAGGUCUGUGUCCGACUCAUCAAAAUUUCAAGCAUCCCAUCUUCAAGACAUCUGUAAUAAAGUAAAGGAACCACUGUCAAGCCAGGUGGUAACCUAUCCCGAUGACAAACUGCAAAGUGAUAACUUCACCGUCAAUGGGGAAGGGAGAGGAAGUAAUGACAGUGACAGCAGGGCAACUAGCCAGGUUAGUGAGGAAUAUUCUACUGACAAAGAAGUGGAAACAAUAUUCCCACUCACCUGUGAUAGCCAAUCCAGUGGCAAAGUGUCACCUAGACAAAACGAAAAUUUACAUGAAGUUGAUGCAGGUUGCAUGGAAACAGUUGGUGAACAGAUCUCUCUGAUACAUAACACUAACAUACCUGACAGCAGACCCUUGCAAGAUAAUGAGAAUAAACUGAUGCUAGUCAAAGGAGUCACCGAAGAUGCUGCCAUGCCUGUUUCUGAUCUCUCAGAUCAGCACAGAGCAUGCAGUGCAGAGACAGCAUCGAACCAACAACCUGACAACCACGACAGUGAUGUGGAAACCUCAAGCUUUUCGGUUCCAAGUACAAAGACAGCUCAUGCACAGAAACAUCCUCCAGACGAAGCACCAGAGAGCUAUAAGGCUUUGGCAAAGGCUGAUACCCUUUUAUGUGCCCCAACUCCCGUGCGCCCAGUGGCAAUGCUGGAUGUAAAUAGUCAGCCCGCCCUAUCUAACAGUAAUUUGAAGGACCUUUAUGCACUUCAUGUUGACAAACUGUCACCCUCCUCAGUCCUACCUCCUGCUGACAGUACGCAGUUGUUAAACAUAUCCCCUAAAGUGCCUCUCAAGGCUGCUUGCAGCAGCGCAAUCCCCAAACCUAUCCUGGUCCACCCCAAGGGCUCCCUUGCAGAUAAGGCGGACGUGGACAGUGACUACAGCGAAAAACUGGAAGAAAGCAUGGAGGUGAAACCUGCAAUACCCAAGCCCAAACAUGUGAGACCUAAAAUCAUCACAUACAUUAGAAGAAACCCUCGCUCAAUAGAGCAGCUUGACCCUUCAUUUGCACCGCCGGGGCUGCCUUACAGUACCCCUGCGUGCGGCGUGCCAAUCUCUACCGAGCAGAAGGCAUCCAAUGGAGGGGAGGUGAAGCCCCCCACCAUCCUGUACGACAAAUUUAAACCCGACAUCCAGAAGCCAAGGCUCUUCAGUUCUGGAUUGGUGGUGUCAGGAAUUCGGCCCCCGGGACAUCACUUCGGACCGAUGAGUGAGAAGUUUCUGCAGGAGGUUGGGGAAAGGCCUGCAAAAGAUGAAUUUUGUCCUCCACCAUAUACCCACUACGAGGUUCCACCAAGUUUUUAUCGAUCUGCCAUGAUACUCAAGCCACAGCUAGGACUGGGUGCAGUCUCCAGGUUACCAUCUGCAAAAAGCAGGAUUCUCAUUGCAAGUCAAAGAUCCUCAGGUACCUGUCUUCAUCAGCAAGGAGAAAUAGCAAGUGCUCCCAGCCUCUAUCACCCUGAUGCUUCAGUUGAUCUUAAGAAAGGCCCAUGUCCAAAUGCUGCAAAGUCAAAUCUCCCCAAGCCAUGUCAGACUGGACUUCGUCCUCCAAGUUAUUCGCGGUUGCCAGCGGCUAAGCUGGCAGCAUUUGGUUUCGUCAGGAGCUCAAGCGUAUCCUCCGUCUCCAGCAACCAGUCAAAUGACAGUGCUCAGAGUGAUCAAAGCAGGACAACCAACCGUUCCAGCUUUGCAAAUGAAGAGCAAACCACUCCUAAGGCAUCUGCACCUUCUAAAGAUGCACCCAAGGGUAGCAGCAAGAGCACAACACAGGUAUCGAGCAGCACAGCGACUCCACGCAGGAGCUUACUUCCUGCACCAAAAACUGCCACUGCACCUGCUGGCGUGAAGAAAGAAGUACAAAAAGAUCAGGAUGCUAGCAGACCAGCUGUCUCAUCCCCUAAGCGAUCAGCAGUAACAGCCACCAAGCUCCAUUCACCAGGACAUCCCAAACAAAGGUCAACCACCCCAAAGAAUGGGUGCUCCCCUAAACCAGGAGAGAGUCGAGAUGCAGAAAAGCAGUUCAUCCAGAGACUGAAGGAAAAGUGUGAUGAGCAGUCCCGGCAAUUAAGCAAUAUUCGAGAAGAGCUUAAAAGGGCCAGCUGUGGGUUUGAUGUCUUCGCGAUAACAACACAGCACUUUUUCAGGCAGAAAGAAAAUGCCCUUGUGAAAAUAAACAAUUUAGGAGUGGAGAUUGCAAAGAUCAGGGAUGAAGUUGAAUACUUGUUGAAAAGUUCUCAGCCCUCAACACAGGCAAGAUGGAAGAAACUACAGAGCGAGAAGGAGGAGCUGGAGAGGCGCUUCGAGGAGGAGGCGAGGAAGCUUCUCUGGCAGCAGCGGGAGGAGCUGCAGGUGCUGGAGCAGCGGCUGCGGGAGGAGUACAGCGCCACGAUGGAGAGUCUGCAGGAGCAGCACAGGCUGCAGCUGGAGCGGGUCAAGUCCCAGCAUCAGCACCAGGUGGCCGAUAUCACAGCUGCCCACGACGCUGCGGUGUUGCAGCUGGAAAACAACCACACCUUGGCCAUCACGGUGCUGCAGGACGAGCACGACUGCGAGAUUCGAGAACUGGUUGCUGCCCACGAACUGGAAAAAACACAAUUAAAAGAGAAUUUUGAAAAGCUGCGGCUGUCACUCCAGGACCAGAUCGACACCCUCACCUUCCAGAACCAGUCUCUGAAGGCCAAAGCAGAUCGGUUUGAAGAGGCUUUGAAGAAAAGCACUGAGGAACAGCUGAAGAUUGCACGAGCUCCGUAUCUGCACUUAGAAAAAGAUCUGAAGAGCUUAAAGCAUGUUCUGGAAAUGAAGAACCAUCAGAUUCACGAACAGGAGAAGAAGAUAAUGGAGCUAGAAAAACAAGCUGAAAAAAAUUUAAUCCUGGAAGAAAAAAUCACUGUGCUGCAACAGCAGAAUGAAGAACUCAGAGCCAGGAUUGAGCAAAAUACUGUCAUAACAAGGCAAUUAUCGGAGGAGAACGCGAACCUCCAGGAAUACGUCGAGAAAGAAGUGGAGGAGAAGAAGAGGCUGAGCAGGACGAACGAGGAGCUCCUCUGGAAGCUGCAGGGGGGAGAAGCCGUGAGCCCCGUCAAAUCCCCGCCCGCAUCCUCCACGGCUUUCUACCGCUGCUCGUCGGGGAACUCCUCCCCAGCCAAAGCCAAAACCGUGCGGCGAUGAUCCGGCAGCGGUCGUGCUGAUGACUCCCCCCCCUGCCUCGUACGCGUUUCCACCCUGCUGAAUUUCACCCUGCGAGGAAGCAUCGCCAUCCGUGGGCGCCCAGGGUUCGUGGCUAGCAAGCAUGCUCCGUAGCUGCAUAGCUUCACACCAGGCAGGGCACCCGUAGGGUCCCCACGUAGGAGCUCCUGGUUCUGGCACGUCGAUUAGGAUAGCAAAGAGGACAGCAGAAAAUAAUAAUAAUAAUUAAAAAAAAAAAAAAAAAAAAGGAUAGCAAAAAGUUAGGGUAGCGGCGAGUUAGGGUAGUGACCGUUUAGCUCGAUGUGUUCACAUUUUAACUGUGGUUAGAGCCAGAAGUUGGAAAAUACUGAAUGAAGGGUUCGUCGGACUGAGCUGCUGCUGCAGUAUUUCAGGGUAGUCACAAAUAGGGUUCCGGCUGUGAAUAUCUCCGUAUGUGUGUCUGUGUUUAUAAACCUGUAUGUACUGUACCUUUAUACCUACGGAUAGACGCACACACAUAUAUAUGUAGUCGAAGAUGUUCCCAAUUGCAUUUUUUUAUAUUCUUGGAUACUACGAAGUGCUGAUCUAUUUUCAUUACAGUCAGCAGUUUUUCUAACUCGUGCCUAAGACUUGUGUCUAAACGAAACGCAUUUCUGUUUAGCCUCCCAGGAAUAUUUAUACCCGAACUAGAAGGAAGUUACACAGAAGUAGAAGCGCCUUCCAAGCGACCACCAAGUGGUACUCUACGUAACGUGAACACCAGCGACUUUUCAGUUCCCAGACAGUACUGCCUUGAACACCGUCACCUUCGCGUUGAGCACCCGAUGAGAUACGCAUGCCAUGCACGGCUUUUUAGCUCUCAAGAGUCAGUAUUGUGGGUGGAGAUAGGCUAGAGAUGAGAAACCUGAGGUUUUCAGUCAAUCUGGGAGAGGUUAGUGGUUAACGUGAGUCAGCUUUAGAGUCUCGAAACCCUCAGUGGCUUUCAUCUUGACCUGUUUAGGAAACAGUCAGAAAUCUCUGCUUGGAGGUUACUGUCCUUUUUGAUUUAUUUCGAGUCCCGUAAGCAAGAAGGAGAAAAUUGCUCCUUCUGUCCUUGACCUUUGCUGGCCAAGAGCAUUAGGACGAGCUGUCGGGGCCUGCUUGGGCCUGAAGCACAUAGGACUGCGUGGGCACAAACGGGGUCAAAAGCCUUUUCCUUCCAUAUCUCCCUAUCAUUUCGCACCUCCAGAUUUUACCCAAAGUUACGGAGCACUUCUGAGGUUGAUGGAAAAGUCUGGCUAAACGACCUUUAGCUUCUCUGCCUUGAAGCAACAAAAUAAAAGCUCGCCCUGGCUGAGCAUCGCCCCUGCUUGCCCACAGGGGGCAGGAAGGGCUGCGGGGCCCUUGUGGGCUCCGACAACGAGCAGGGGGGGAAUUUCCCACAGCAUCAAUCAAAAUAAUACCAAUAAUAAUAACAAAGGGAGAGCUGUGGGAUGGUUUUAUGUUCUAGACACAGCUUCGAUCACCACCAACAGGCCCGUGGCCCUCGCCGCGGCGCUAACGAGUAACGGUGAUCCUUUUGUUGUGUGUUUUUUUUUCCUCCUUUUUUAGAGAAAUUUAUUUUUGUAGAGGCUUUUGCAUGAUACUGUGAUACGUUGAGCAUCUUGUUAGGAUAGCCCGCUCCACACAGGCUGGCUGUUGAAAUGCAGCACUAGAUUUUUAGCGUGGCCUGCAAGUGCGGCCUGCGAGUCGAAUAGCUCCGUAACACCCCGACAGCCACAAAGCCCCUCCUGGCCGGCACCGAGUUCAUCACCCUCAUCCUUGCUAAAUGCACGGGCACCUGCAGCACCGACUGCCUCGCCGUGCCUCGCUCUGCUGAUGUAUUCCUGCCACAAUCAGAGCAUACAGCCAGGGCUGGGACCACGAUGCUGAGUUUCUCCCAGCUGGACACAGCAGAGCGUAUUAUCACCAAGCCCAUCCUUUUUUUUUUUUUUUUUUUUAACUUCUUCGUUGUUUUCCUCUAUUUCUGGUGCUUUCCUUCUCUCUUUGUUGGGUUAAGUUCAUACGCAAGAGAUGCUUCCAGCAGCGAAUUGGGAGUGGGGCUUCAGCGGUGGGGGAAGGGGGACCGAUCCCAGCUCCACCAUCGUUUGGUGUCGUUGCCAACCCCUUUCCCAUCGGAUUUUUGCCUCCCAAUCCUGCCUGUCACUGGGUUCUUCCUUGGUGUGGCCUCUGGGGGCUGCCCGAUUGCUAGCAAAGCUGUGAGAAGCUCUGCCUGGCUGGGGGGGAUCCAGAAAACCUUCCCUGGGGGGACGCAGAGGGUGCCUCCUGCUGCUGCAAGCCCAGGAACAGAGUUACUUCCCCCCCAAAAAUAAUUAUUCCUCUUUCCUGCUUCUCCUUAUCUCUGGGGCCAGGGGCAUUCCCAGGGGACGGGGACACCGAGUAACCCUGCUAGUGACAGGCUCCCAGCCUUUGCUUUUGGGGUCUGGCGACUUCCCAUACAUCAGAGCCACCGCGGCUGCUUCCCCUAUUUUGCAGGAGGGAGGGAAGGCAGGAGGGAGUUUUAGGGCAGGAGGAGGAGGCAAAACGUGCCAUGAGCAAGGCUGGCCCCAACGCUGCCCUCCCUAAGCCUCCCUAACACACAUCUUCCUCGUCUUCCUCGGGGAGAGGGCGCCUGCCAAGUGCCUGGCGAGGACAUCCCCGCACAAUACGAGCAGGGGGGAGGCAGAGCGAGGACCCCAGCCUCCUUUUUUCCCUCUUGGGAGAUGGAGCUGGGAGUUCAGGCCUGGCAUCUCCCCCUGGAAGGGUCUGCGGGUGCUUGGGGUUGGUUCGGAAAAUGCACGGGGGCAAAGGCUGGAGGUGGUGGUGGGGUUUGGGGGAGGAAGGCGAAGGCUAACGGGUGCAAAAUCAGGUAUUUUACGUCUCUGCACUGAGCGUGUUUGUGUCCCAUGGACACGCCGAGGAGCCUCUGUACAGUUCCCACGCGGUAGGAGCCCUGUGGUCUGGUUUACUCUGUGGCUAACGAGUACAGGAAGAGUUUGUAUUAUUUGGGUCGCGCUGUACAGAUAAGUGUAAUAUAUUCCUGAUAAUAAACGCGAGCGCCCGCACACGGAAGGGGCAGGCGCCUGAAAACCC
Molecule: messenger RNA, 7790 nt
Organism: Anas platyrhynchos (mallard)
Lineage: Eukaryota; Metazoa; Chordata; Aves; Anseriformes; Anatidae
Source: RefSeq, a predicted model, not a curated record